AUGAUCAACCUCGCCAGCGCUGAGAUCCGUGAGAUCUCGUUCAGAGUGCGGUUUGGCAUCAAUACCCUCAAGAUGCUCCGCUGCGGUGGUGGCAAGGAUGCCUAUGGGCAGCUCGUCAUCAAAGGGUCAUCUACAUUCUACAACGUUCGCUUGGGUGAAUGGCAGAGCGAUCUUCAAAAACAUACCAAGCUCUACCUCGGCAAGGCUGUUCAUAUCCAGCACAUCCAGUUCAAUCUCUCGCAAUGGAAAGACUUCGUUCCUGGAAUUUUCGGUGUUGCCGUCACGGGGGCAAAGUUGGCGAUUGCCAUGAAGGCAUCGGCCUGUUGCCUGAUCGUCAAUUUCAUAUUCGGCGCGAUAGCCUUGAAAGCUGGAUGGUUCUCAGUUCAAGCAUCUACCAUCGCGACGGCCACUGGACCAGCUGUUCCCCUUGGCGUGGGUUUUGCGGCUACGGUGUACUUCAUCCCAUGGGGCGAUCUGUUGUUGAUGUGUAGUAUUAAUUGA
Molecule: messenger RNA, 501 nt
Organism: Pseudomassariella vexata
Lineage: Eukaryota; Fungi; Ascomycota; Sordariomycetes; Amphisphaeriales; Pseudomassariaceae
Exons: 2
Coding region: 1-501 (166 amino acids)
Source: RefSeq, a predicted model, not a curated record